This is a messenger RNA of Symbiodinium pilosum, 582 nucleotides long. The record is from the annotation of a GenBank genome assembly. Lineage: Eukaryota; Dinophyceae; Suessiales; Symbiodiniaceae.
AUGGGCAAGGGUGCAGGAAAAGCAGCGCAGCCCAACAAGAGAACACGCGAGCAGGAGGACGAGGAGGAGUUCUGGAUGGAUGCAGAACAGCUCGACGAGGAGACAAUUCGUCGAAUCCUGCGCACACUGGUGAGAGCGGCGGCCAGGCGCGAACAGCAGCUGACAUCCUUGGAAGCGGACAGGAGCUAUGUCCUGUUCCUAGAAACAGGGAACCAUGGAAUGAUCAACGUGUUGGCCCAGGCAGGCGCUUCAAACAGCGGAGACGGCCAACUGGAUUUUGCGGACUCCGCUCCACAGAAGAAAGCCCUGCCAGCGAGCAAAGACAACCUCACUCACGAGAAUGCGAAGCAAGCAGUGGCCAACCUGCUGAAGAACACAGCCACGGACGGCAUCGUACAUCGAUCUGCAGAAGUAGUGGUGAUGCUCCUGACCCUGACCCUCCAUCAGCAAGCAGCGGAUGUCUACCGCGAUCUGGACCUGCUUGCAAACAAUUGCGCAGGAAAGGUGAUAGGGCUCCGACUACGCAGAGAAAGGGUCAGCAACACGACCCUGGCAAAGGAGCUGGAGAAGUUGCAGCUCUGA